GGAUGGUUCGACCCGGCGACGGCAAUCGCGGCCUUGUCCGUGACCGGAAGUGAGGCAGAGGACGGGUAGCCGUGGGUGGCGCCUCAGGGAACCUACGGGAUGGGCGGUUAAUUGCCGGUUUCUCGUCGGAGAGACUCCAGGCAGUGACGUUGAUCUGCUUCAACGGCCUGUCUUUCCUCUUCUGGAGCUUCGGGGGUUCCACAACACCCCUGCGAGAGUUUGGCUUUUCAAUACAUUGCCGUUAAUCCUUUUACAGGAAGGACUUAAUCGUCAUCUGAAAAACACCGGCUUCAUUCUGUCCUUGUAAACCUACAUUAUAAAUAGAAGCGACCUGACUUUGGGGCUGCAGCAAUGUCAACUUUCCCCAAAAGUUGCAAUCCUUUUGAUGAUGAUGAUGACGACUUCAAGCCUGUCAAGUGGAAUGAAGGGGAAGAGCCUCCAAGAGAAGGUCCAGACAGACAAAGAUAUUUACAACAGGAAGUCAUGAGGCUCUCAAAAUCGACUCUAGAUAGCACCAACAACUCACUGUCUCUCAUUUAUGAGUCUGAACAUGUGGGAGUCGCCACAUCAGAGGAACUUGUACGGCAAGGAGAAGUCCUGAAGCGUACUGAACGCAUGGUGGAUAAGAUGGAUCAAGAUUUAAAGACGAGCCAGAAACAUAUCAAUAGCAUUAAGAGUGUCUUCGGGGGCUUCGUCAAUUACUUCAAAGCCAAGCCACAAGACAUCAAACCGGAGCAGAAUGGAGCCUCCCAAUAUCAAGGAAGCAACAGAUUAAAAGAAGCAUUAUCCGUCAGUAAAGAACAGGAGUCCAAGUACCAGGAGACUCAUCCAAAUUUACGGAAGCUGGAAAACUCAGACUUCAGUUCCAGUGGAACUAGUUCAAACAACCCAUCCCAGUCUGAUCAUUACCCCAGGAACCAGCACCUCCGUGCUUACCAUCAGAAAAUUGAUAGCAACUUAGAUGACAUGUCCAGCGGGCUGGGCCGACUGAAAAAUCUCGCUCUUGGCUUGCAAACCGAAAUCGAUGAUCAGGAUGAGAUCCUGAAUCGCCUCACCGGGAAAGUGGAUACCUUGGACAUCAACAUCAAGAGCACAGACAAGCGAAUCAAGCAGGAGCUUUAAAGGAAUCCCGGGGGUGUCUCUGGCCUCUGUUUAUCAACUCAAUAUAUUUUAUGCAGCUGGGGGCCUUUUCUUGUCCAGCUGCACUGGGGAAGAGCUAGAGAAAAGAGGUUGCUAGUCCAUCUUGCCAUGUGAUUAAAAUUGUGAAUAGCCUUAAGUGCAAUCUGAGAAAUUUUAAGCUACUUUCUUUCACGUAUAAUUCAUACAAGCACUCUGAAGCGUUGUCUUCUGGAACUUUCGAUUUCGGAGGAGACAUCUGGACAAUUCUGGACAAUGAUUGGAAAAGAUGAUUACACCCUGCCUUUCAGUAUUCCUUUCGCCUUAAUUGUGGCAGGUAUGUGCGUUGCCUACUUACUGCUCACGUAUACAUUUUUAUAAAAGGCUAGUAGAAGAAGAAGGUUUCCCUUACAUUUCAAAGCUGGGUUGUGUGAAGAUGCCUCUGGUGCAUAGGAUAAAAACCUCACCCGAUCGACUUGAGUUACACCAAUAAAGCAGUCAUUAUCAAGUCAAUGCUUAUUCCAGUCCAAGACCAGAGCAAGUUAAAAACACUUAAGGAAUAUCCAGUUAAAAAUUCUAGAACAAAAUAAUCUAUAUUAAAAAUCACAAUUUGGCAUCCAAUCUAGAAUUUUUAACUGGCUAUUCCUUGAGUGUUUUUAACUGGAUCCGGCCUUUGACUAUAAUAAACCUUGACUUGAAGCAGUCAUUUUUUAUUUUUUUGGGGGGGGGGUGGUCAUUCUCCAAAGUACUUACCUACUUGAUUUGUGCCAGUACAAUUAAGCCUAGAGUCAGAAA
Pseudonaja textilis is the source of this 1911-nucleotide messenger RNA. The record is from RefSeq and is a predicted model, not a curated record. Lineage: Eukaryota; Metazoa; Chordata; Lepidosauria; Squamata; Elapidae.